AUGCCUGGAUUGAAUUUUGAGAACUACCAGAGGAACCAAUUCUUAACUACCAAAGGAUUUGCACAACCAAAAGCUACAUCCACAGGUACUACAAUUGUUGGUUGCCAAUUCAAGAAUGGGGUCGUAAUUGCCGCUGAUACAAGAGCCACGGCUGGACCCAUAGUUGCAGAUAAGAAUUGUGAGAAAUUACACAGACUUGCACCAAAGAUAUGGUGUGCUGGUGCUGGUACAGCAGCUGAUACUGAAAUGGUUACGCAAUUGAUUGCAUCGAAUUUAGAAUUACACGCUUUAUCACAGAAUAGACAGCCUCGUGUAAUAACGGCAGUAACCAUGUUGAAACAACAUUUAUUCAAAUACCAGGGUCAUUUGGGUGCAUACUUGAUUGUCGCUGGGGUUGAUCCUACCGGAGCACAUCUUCUUUCGGUACAAGCACAUGGAUCAACCGAUGUAGGAAAGUAUCAAAGUUUAGGGUCAGGUUCAUUGGCUGCUAUGGCAGUUUUGGAAACAAAUUUCAAAGAAGAUAUGACUAAAGAAGAGGCUAUAGAAUUAUGUGCUAAAGCUAUUGAAGCAGGUAUCUGGAAUGAUUUGGGUUCCGGUUCCAAUGUAGAUGUUUGUGUGAUGGAGGUUGGCAAAGAUGCUCAAUUAUUGAGGAACUAUCUUACACCGAAUGUCAGGAUAAAGAAGUGUAAAGACUACAAGUUCCCAAGAGGUACCACGGCAGUAUUGAGCCAAAAAGUACGUGACAUUUGCGACGUUGAGGAAACAGUGGUUACCUUUGACAACAUGGAAGUUGAUGCUACUGUGUAG
This is a messenger RNA of Lodderomyces orthopsilosis Co 90-125, 807 nucleotides long. It is a transcript of the gene PUP1, whose product is annotated as proteasome core particle subunit beta 2. The coding region runs from base 1 to 807 and encodes 268 amino acids. Gene Ontology annotation, cellular component: proteasome core complex. Gene Ontology annotation, molecular function: threonine-type endopeptidase activity. The record is from RefSeq and is a predicted model, not a curated record. Lineage: Eukaryota; Fungi; Ascomycota; Pichiomycetes; Serinales; Debaryomycetaceae. The transcript has a single exon.